UACCGGGGAAAUAGUUCAUUUUGCGAGGUUAGAAAUUUUUGAGUACUUUCCUCGGUUAGAGUUCUUUUUGAGAGAUGGACAGUUCUAUUUUAUGCCGAAUAAAUUAUAAAAACAUAAAAAAAUGGGAUGUUGUUGUGUAGAGGGUUGUACAAACUCUAGUGAUAAAAAAUUUCGUAUGACCUUGUUACCUCGGGAUCCGCAACGUCGUCAAAAAUGGAUUAAAAACAUUGGACGAAAGAAUUGGAUUCCAAGUAAACAUGCUUCUAUCUGUGAGGUACAUUUUGGAAAGGAUAUGUGGGAAAUAUCCAAAAAGAAUGGUAAAAGGGUAUUAAAAAAAAAUGCAAUACCUACCAUUUUUCCUGAGUCAAUUUCUAGAGAAUACACUGAGGAAAUAGUUCACGAUGAACUGGUGCAAAAACCAAGUGAAGAGUUAGCAUCAAAUCAGAGUGAAGAGUUAGCACCAAACCAGAGUGAAGAUCCAGCGCAAAGCCAAUGUUAUAGGCAUAGUGAGGAGCCAGUAGAGAUCGAGAGUAUUUUAUAUUCAGAUGAAAAUGAUUUAAAUUCAACUGCUGAGCCAAUAAUCUUAAACACUGAGAGUUCUUCAUGUUCAGAUCAAAACAACAUUAAUUUAACUACUGAGCCAAUAGUUCCAGAGACCGAACGAAAUUUAGUAACUUUAAAUGAUGAAGAAAGGUUAAAACAUGCUGAUCGGAUAAUAUUAAAACAGCAGAAGCUUCUUAAUCAUUACCGUAAAACAAAUCGGCAACUUAAAAAUCAAUCAUCUACUUCUGAUGUUUAUAAAAAAAUUCUUGAAAGUUUAUUUAAUGAUUGUCAAAUUCUGUAUUUGAGAAUGAAGCUAUAUAAUCAGCUAUAUAAUAAGAACACAGUUAGACGUUGGUCAGACAAGACGAUAAAAGAUGCUUUUCAACUAAAGAACUCAUGUGGUACAAGAGGAUAUACAGAAUUACUGAAACGAGGAUUUCCAUAUCCUUCACUAAGAUGUUUGAGAGAUCGAAAAGGAAAAUUAUUAUCUAAUGAGUCUUCAACGUGACUCAAUGUUAUCUAUUAAGACAUUGUAUAUUUUUUAUAGAGAAACUCAAGCUGUAUAUUAUGUAAAAUUUGUAUUUUUAUGUUUAACAGAAGACUGAUGUUUAAAACUUAUUCUUCAAACA
This is a messenger RNA of Chelonus insularis, 1172 nucleotides long. RefSeq lists its product as uncharacterized. The record is from RefSeq and is a predicted model, not a curated record. Bases 122 to 1051 code for a protein of 309 amino acids. The transcript is spliced from 2 exons. Lineage: Eukaryota; Metazoa; Arthropoda; Insecta; Hymenoptera; Braconidae.